AUGCCUCCUAAUUGUUUUACCAAGUUUAAAAGCAGCAAGAAAACUUUUCGUGUGAAGUUGGUAUCAAGGAAGCGAGACGGACUUCUGACCGAAUUUCUGAGUCAAGUUGCCGCAACUCUGCUCGUUGUUGACCAAGCACGGGCUCAAGCACUUCAUGAUUUGGUCAAUAAUGAAUACGUCUCUGGAGAACCAUUCUAUAUAUCACACCUGCCUGAGAAGCCUGUCUGCGAAUUACCUGUCAGGUGUGCUCAAUCGAAUUUAGUUUUCUUAGUAAUGAGUGAUGAACAAAUGUUUUUCUGGGUCGUUCGUAUCGGUAACGAUUUCCAAUUCAGAAAAAUAAAUAUCGGCGAUCACGGUUCAGGUUAUUACUUGACCGCAAACUUAAUUGAAAAGUUAAACAACGAGUUAUGCGGAACAUUGCGAGCCAAAUGCGAGAAUCUUUCACUUGAGGAUGAGCUCAGCGAUGAUGAACUGGCUAAUGAACGGGCGGGUGAUAAACCUCCUGAGUUUCCCAGACAGAGGCAGACGUUAUCAUUGGUCCUAUGGUAUGCCGACCUGAUUAGUGGCCGUUGUUCCCGAACAUUCAUUGUGCAUGGGACCAUGCACAAUGAAUGUUCGGGAACUUUUGCUGCAGAGAUGGACUCCAAUUUAAAUUAUCUGUGCGAAUCUUUCAGAAUUCGUGUCAUUCCCUGCUUGACCACUCUGAAGUUGAUUGUUUGUGUGCACAUCGCAGCCCAUCAUGGCCGAGUAGAGACAGGAGAAAUUCUCUUGGCACCACGAACUACUCGUACAUCACAGACCCCUGCCGUAAAAGAUAAUAUUCUCACCAAGAAAGAUGUGUCAAGUGCUCACCAGCGGGUAAGGCUGGUUGUACUGGGUUACUGUCACAGUGCUCGAGGAGAGAUCAAGGCAGCUAAAGGAGUAAUUGGCAUAGCGCGAUCGUUUCUAGGUGCCGGAGCUCGCUCUGUUUUGGUGGCUCUGUGGGCGCUUGGUGACGAGGCUACGAUGAAGUUCAUGAAGUACUUCCACAAAGAACUUAUAGCAGGAAAGAGGGCCAGUGAAGCUCUUCGGCAGGCUACGAAUUUCAUGAGAGAAAUUGAGUGGCUCGGGAAAGUAUGGAACUGGGCACCAUUUGUACUCAUCGGUAAUUACGUCACACUGGACCUACCACAACGCCUCUCAAGUUUAGACUUUGGCUAA
Pocillopora damicornis (cauliflower coral) is the source of this 1200-nucleotide messenger RNA. RefSeq lists its product as uncharacterized. The record is from RefSeq and is a predicted model, not a curated record. Lineage: Eukaryota; Metazoa; Cnidaria; Anthozoa; Scleractinia; Pocilloporidae.